CCCACAUCUUGAAAGAAAAGCUUAUACUGAUAAUUGAUAUAGUAACUGAUAAACCCAACUAGAUAACAAAAAACAAGACAGGCAUAUAGCUACUAUAUAGUAUAACAAUUACACUACAUCUUCUUGAGUUUCUGUUUUAGAAAUGCUUAGCCUAGGAAGUUAUCCAAGGCAACCCCAAUGUUGUGCCAUUAAUUAUACCCCAAUUUCACAAUCCCUUCCUUUUUUUUCCAAGAUUCCUCAAACCCAAUUCUUUUUUGCCUCAAACAAAGUGACCCAUCAAAGCAUUCAUCAUCUUGUAUGGAAAAAACAAACUGGGGUGUGCAUUUUUGCACUCAAAGAUGAAGAAAAAAGUGGCAAUAGCGUAGUAGAAAUAGAUGAAAUGGAGAAUCUUGAUGAUGAUGUGGAUGAUUUUCUUGAAGAUGAUGGUGAUGUGGAUGAUGUUGAUGAUGAUGAGGUGAUUAUUCCAUUAAGAAAUAUGAAGAAGUGGUUAGAAAACAAGCCUAGUGGAUUUGGAGUAGAUAAAGAGUAUGAUACUUCAGUUGAAGAUAAGUUAAUGGAAGAAAUUGAGCAGAGUAAAAAAGCUCAGCUUGCUAAUAUUAAUAAGCUCAAGAAUAAUAAUCCUGUUAAAGCAAAUACUACAAAAAAUGUUCAGCAGGAUAAAGAUGUUCAGGAUGGACUCCGUGUGCGCUUGGUCAAUCUACCAAAGAAAAUGAACGUUGAUAAGGAUCUACGAUUGGCUUUCAAAGGAGUUCCCGGAAUAGUUAACAUAGUCCCAGUUGUGUCUGGGAACAAGAAGACCAGAAAUCCUAUUUGCAAAGGCCUGGCCUAUAUUGACUUCAAGUCUAAGGAUGAAGCACAAAGAUUUGUGAAAAUGUUCUCUGGACAAAGUAUAAAUUUUGGUAAGAUUCAGAAGCCGAUGAAGUGUGAGAUGAUAAAUCCCGGAUCACCCAAGUCCACGACUAUACAAUCAGUUGAUAAAAUUAAGUACACUCCUGAACAAGAAAUACCUGAUCUACACGGAGACCUGGGUGAUGAUUUUGAUACAGAUUUCCUUUCGGAUUCAGAGGAAAACAUCUCCACUGACCACGAUAUUGCAGAGGUGGAGGACUUAUCAGUACAUACAAAUGAUUGUGUAGAAAAUUCAGAAAUUUUAUCUGUAGAGUCCACUUCGGGUGAUGAGCAGGAUGUCGAAGAAGAGUCUGAUUUCUCAGAACAAAAGAAAGUCCAAGCAAAGGAGAAGAAGAAAAAGCCUAAGCAAAAGAAAGAGAAUGUCGCAAAAUUGAAUAUUCCAGGAUCUGCGCGCAAGUUGAAAAUUAAGGAGAAAGCUCUACUUACUGGUGUGUUAUCCAAAUAUGCACAAAAAACGCCGUCUUGACUGGGGAAAAAAAAGAGCUAACAAUGGCCGGCAUUCACAUUUCUGUAG
Messenger RNA from Lycium ferocissimum, 1423 nucleotides. RefSeq lists its product as uncharacterized. The record is from RefSeq and is a predicted model, not a curated record. Gene Ontology annotation, molecular function: RNA binding. The coding region runs from base 143 to 1375 and encodes 410 amino acids. The transcript has 4 exons. NCBI's taxonomy places the organism in Eukaryota, Viridiplantae, Streptophyta, Magnoliopsida, Solanales, Solanaceae.